AUGGCCGGAAAUGCAAUUGCCGACCUCAUUGGGGGAUUAUCCUUGAUUUCCAUGCUCUCAAAUGUAUUCCCAGAUAGUCACGAAAGCGCCACGAGCGUUCGUGUGGCUGCCGGAUUGUCAAUGCCUGGAGAGCACGACACGCCCUCGACCGGUGGCAACAUGCCAGGCAUCGCACUAUUCGACGAGGAUGGCGGACGUAUCGGUUUCAAGAGUGGCACUCGCAGUGGCUCCAUUGGCGACGGAGAUUACAAAGACAUUUUGGUUGAUCCCAUCAAUACGAGCAAUAACAGGCCGCCCACCUAUAUCAGCAUAUCCGGCGGGGGCCAAAAUCCCCUCUGCAUAGCAUACAUCUACGUAACGCCGCCAAGCAAAGAGUUCUGGGGCUUCUUCGGAGAUAUCCCCAAACGAUGCGGCGCUCCAUGGUAUCACUCCAACCUGCCCGUCCAAGCCACCGACGGUACAGCCUUCAAGCCUAGCUGUUUCUGGAUUGCCUCCCCCGACCCAGUCACGGGGAAGACUACAAACAACUACCCACAGGGCGCGGGCAUCCACUUGAUUGAUUUCGCGCCCUCAGAUGGUCUCGUACAGCAGUUUGAGGAACACCAUGAUACAAUGUGCGACAGUGCGCCCCGCUUUAAAAUGUAUCCCUCCCUGACGGAGAUGAACUGCAUUCCAAUCUUCAACCCUCCACUCGAAUCCAACCCUGAUGGCACUGAUAAGAAUCUUGCUGCCCUCAAGACCGCCGGGCAGGUAAUGUGCGAGCCCGGCCCGGGUACAAAGCCCAGCGCAAAGCAGAUCAUUCAACUGCAACAGUGGACCAGUGGGCGUUAUCGUCAGCCGUCGUACGGGGUCAAGAAACGAUCUACCAAGACCAGAGAGAAUACCCUCAACUGUUCCCCGGAUCACAACUCCAUCAUCAUGAGCGAGCAUGCAGCCCACACGGCUAGCGAGCUGUGUGGGAGUCUUUCGGCAGCGGGGCCGGACUUCGUCUCAAUCGUGGAAGGCCUUUUUUGUGACAUGUGCGCCAAGGAGCUGUGGCCGCUGUGCUCGGAGGCCACUCUGACUGGCUGUUUUGAUUUGGAUUCGAAGGCGAUGAGGGCGAAUAACGGGACUCUCACCGGUCGAGGGCUUCAUGCCAGAGAUGUGCUUACUGGGAGAGAUAUCCCACAGAAGGAGUAUGAGAAGGUGGUGCAUUGGUCGUAG
Messenger RNA from Aspergillus clavatus NRRL 1, 1203 nucleotides. RefSeq lists its product as uncharacterized. The record is from RefSeq and is a predicted model, not a curated record. Lineage: Eukaryota; Fungi; Ascomycota; Eurotiomycetes; Eurotiales; Aspergillaceae. Bases 1 to 1203 code for a protein of 400 amino acids. The transcript has a single exon.